AUGCAAGAGAACAAAUCUCCCACAUUUUCCCGUUUCAGUGCUCUCUCUCCUUCACAUCCUCUUCCAUUAUUCUCAGCUGAUACUUGUCCCUCCCCAACCCCAUCACAGUCCCACCCGUGUCACUUCAUUAUCAACCCCAUUCCUAUCCCCGCCACAUUCAAAUCGUUCAUUGCCUUGUCACUGCUGCUAUACACGCACAAGAAAGACGCUACGAACAGGAUGAUAGAAACCGAAGAUUAUUUUCUCCUCCUUUCUCUAUCCAUUUCAUUGUUUUGUCUUCUUACAUUAUUUUUUAUCCUCUCUUAUUUUCAUUUUUAUUUCCCACUUCUUUCUCUUGUUAUUCCUGAUCUCCGUUCUUACUUCCAUUCUUCGUUUAUCCCACCCCCCUCAUUUUUGUACUCUUUCUUUUUCUCUUUCUUUCUUUCUUUUUAUUUUCAUCUUUUCCAUCUUCUAUUUUCUUACCAUUUCCUUUUUAUCUACUUACUUUUCUGCUUUUCUCCUCCAUUUACUUCUGUCACUUCACUGUCAGCAGUUUCCGACAACGUUCUUAUUGUUGCCACACGUCUGGUGUUCUUUUUGUCUCUCAAAAACCCUGUAAUACUAAAUUCUUUCUUUCUUUCUUGUUUUCUUUCUUUCUUCGAUGCAUCGAAGUCUCUGCUGACAACUAUCGACUGA
Molecule: messenger RNA, 675 nt
Organism: Acanthosepion pharaonis
Lineage: Eukaryota; Metazoa; Mollusca; Cephalopoda; Sepiida; Sepiidae
Source: the annotation of a GenBank genome assembly